AUGUUUAGUAAUAAUAAUAAUAAUAAUAAUAAUAAUCAUAAUGGCAAUCAAUUCUUGGGGUCAAUGCCACAGCAGCAGCAGCAACAACAACAACAAAACUAUAUUCAACAACAACAGUUUAAUCAACAACAACAACAACAUCACAAUAACAUGUUUAUAAAAAUGGAUAACGAAGCAAGUCACCUUCAUCAUCAUCAACAACAACAAUUUAAUCAACAUGGUAACAAUACAUCAUCAUCAUUAAUACCAUCACCUCUACCACUUUCACAACCAUCAAGUAAUAUUACAGGAUCAUCAGAAUUAUGUUUUCUUCAAGAUUUACAACAAAAUAUAUUUUCACCACAAAGCAACAUUCCAACACACAUGGAAAUGUUAUCAAACUCUGGCAACUCUUUAUUCAGUGGUUUGACGAUGUUUUCCAAUCUAAACUCAUCACAACCAAUCAUAAUGAAUAACAGCGGUAGCAAUCAUUCUAAUCUAUUGGCUAUAAAUGAAAAUAUGUCUGAACAAUUGGUUAAAGCAACACCAAUCAUAAUACCAACUAUUAAUACUCCAAUACCACCACCACCCCCACAACAACAACAACAACAACAACAACAAGUAUCAUUAACAAAUAAUAAUAAUAAUAAUAACAAUAAUAAUAAUGAUGAUAAUAACGAUAGUGAUAAUGAAAUGAAUGUUGAACAACCAUCAUCAAAUGAUAAACUUGUUGGAGUGAAAAGAAUAGACCUGUCAUCAUCAACAUCAUCAUUAAGUGAAGCAACUUCAACAAUCUCUACCAAUGGUGGUGGUGGUGGUGGUGGAAUUCAUAUUAAAAAGAGAAGAUAUAUUAUUGACCAAAAUCAUAUCUUUCAUUGGACUCCUUAUUGCUCAAACUAUUGGCAUAGAAUAGUAUCACCUUUUGGAACUGAAUUACUCCCACCAACUUUGAUUAUUUUAGCAGAAAAAGGAUUUUCAUAUAGUGAGGUUGAUUCAUCAUGGGUUUAUUAUCGUAGAAACCAUUUCCAACUCGGAGUAUCUAUACAACAUCAUUUUACCAUUGAUGACAAUAGCCGGCCAUUGGUUGAAAUCAAUUCUGUCACUUAUCCAAUAGAAUCAUUGAAUAUUGGAAUCCGUGGUGUAAAAAGUACCGAUAUUGGCAAUCCUGCAGAGGAAGUAGAGGUUGAAUUGUACCAAACCAAUUCAAAACGUGAAAAGAAUGAAGAGAAACAACCACCUCUUAUGCCAAUCACCAACUGCAAUACAGUAGCCAUUCCUCGUCUUCAUUUCAGAAAGGCAACUUCAAACAAUGCUCGUAAACACAAGCUUCCAAACCCACAACAAGAAUUUUUCAGAUUGGUUAUCACUGUUAGUGCUCGUUAUCAUCAAAGAGAUUACUGCGUCAUGUCUCUUAUCUCCGAUCCAUUGAUUGUUCGUACCGGUCAUCCAACUUUAACUUUUGGUUCUUUAUCAUCAACAACCAAAAUUAGCUCAAAGGAUAACAAUAAUAAUAAUAGUAACUCUAAUAAUAACACUACUUCUACUACUAAUAAUAAUACUAAUUCAACAAGUGGUACACCAAGUGGUAUACCAACACCAGAGGAAGGACUGUCGUCGCCACUUGUGUUGCAACAACAACCACAAUUUUCGCCACUUGCAACACACUCGUCACCAAGAACAUUACAACUUACACCUACUACUACAAACAACACACCCAUUUUCACUCAUUCCCAACAUCAUCAUUCACCACUUAUUGUAACACGAUCACCACUCAAUGCUUCGAGUAACCAAAUUCCUCCUCCACCAUCUCAACAAUUGCCACUAUUUAGUCUUGGCACAAAUAAUAAUAAUAAUAAUCAUAAUAAUGUCACCACAUCCACAAUGACAUCACCAUCAUCUCCAUUGACAAUGUUAAAGAAUCAUCAAGAAGAAUCAAUGACAACUGCCAAUGUAUCUUCUACCUCUUCAACUGCAACAUCGGCUCAACAACAACAAACCAUUAUUCAAAACAUUUAUCAUUCUCCACCAUCAUCAUCACACAACUCACCUGAUCAAGAUCAAUAUAACCAACAAUUACAACAACAACAACAACAACAAAUCAUUUUACAACAACAACAAUUUAAUACUACAAACUAUCACCCAUUACAACAACAAAUCAUUCAACAACAAAAUAAUACACCAUCAAGUUCAACAACAGAUGUAGAAAAUGAUUCACCACCUACUAUAGGUACAACCUCAACAACAACAACAAAUAAUAAUAAUAAUAUUGAAGUCAACGGACAAUGGGAUCAAAAUCAUAGAGGGGGUAUCUAUCGAUAUGGUAAUGUUGGUAUUAACAAUGCAGAGCCAAAUGAAGCCCUAUCGGUUCAUGGCAACAUUGCAGUUACUGGAACCACAUACAAUCCAUCAGAUAGAAGAGUAAAGAAAGACAUUAAGCCAGUCAAUACCAAGGAGCAAUUGGAAAAGAUCAAGAAGCUUCAACUCUAUGACUACCAACUCACCGACCAAUGGGCCAAAGAUACUGGUAUCACUGAAAAGAAGGAACGUGGUGUUUUGGCCCAAGAACUUCGUGAGGUUAUACCCAAUGCAGUCAAGGAAACUGGUGACAGAGAACUCUCAGACGGAACAGUUCUCAAAGACUUUUUAAUGGUCAACAAGGAUGCCAUCUUUAUGGAAAACGUUGGUGCCACCCAGGAAUUGUCUAAAAAGGUGGACAAUGUUUGUAUUGAACUCGAUAUUCUAGACAAGAAAAAGAUCGAGGUACUUGGAAACAAGGUAGGAGAGUUGGAACAACAAACAAUACGAGAGAUUGAAAAGAACCGAAAACGUAAAAAGAUCUUUAUCACUGUCGGUAUUAUCACUGUCUUUUUAAUCCUUUCAUUGGUUGCCCUAUCUGCUAUAUUGGGUACCCUCAAGUCUGGCAUUGGAGAUGUUAAUAUCCCAUCGACAGGUGGUUUCCUCAAUACCGAUUCAAGUUGUGACUCUGCUCUCUGUAAUACUACGGCCACAACCAACUCAACAACCACCAAUACAGCCAGUGCGACCACUCAUGGCGCAACCACAACCACCCCUACAACCACCGCCACUGAUACAACAACUGGAGUAGACACUACAACAGCUACUGCCACUACAACAGCCGCUCCAACCACUACAACAGGUCUAUCUACAAUUGUUUCAUCAGUUCCAAGUGAUAUGGCUACCACCACCGAUCAAUCAACUUUAAUUUCUCUUUCACAACAUUUAUUAAAUCUUUAUAUAGGUACCUAA
Cavenderia fasciculata is the source of this 3246-nucleotide messenger RNA. RefSeq names its product NDT80/PhoG-like protein. The record is from RefSeq and is a predicted model, not a curated record. The coding region runs from base 1 to 3246 and encodes 1081 amino acids. Gene Ontology annotation, biological process: positive regulation of DNA-templated transcription; protein autoprocessing. Lineage: Eukaryota; Evosea; Eumycetozoa; Acytosteliales; Cavenderiaceae. The transcript has 3 exons. Gene Ontology annotation, molecular function: sequence-specific DNA binding; DNA-binding transcription factor activity. Gene Ontology annotation, cellular component: nucleus; endoplasmic reticulum membrane.